UUUAGGCUUCAAUAACUGCGGCGUCACCGAAGAAGGAUUUUUUAGUUUCUGACCGUGAAUUUAUUCUGUUUUUCACCCCCAUAACCGACUGAUGGAAAGGUGUUAGAGGCCACCCAGCGCCAUGUCCACCCCAACAAGCCUGCGAGAAACAGUCAGAUAACUAUUCAUUUGACCAAUUAAAGAGGACAGACGCAGCCAGACUGAUGGCCUUCUUCAGGCAGCUGCAACUUCUUCUCUGGAAGAAUGGGCUGGCAAUCAUCAGACAGCCGAUAUGGUCAUUGACUCUGAUCAUCUGGCCUCUGAUCAUCUUCAUCAUCCUUGCUGUGACCCGAAACCAGUUCCCUCCAGUAAUAAAAGAUGCAUGUUAUGUGGCACCCCGAAACCUCCCAAGCACAGGCUUCUUCCCUUUCCUUCAGACCCUCAUGUGCAACGUAGACAGCAAUUGUCAGAACAAAUCACGCCUGGUGGACCCAUCUGCAUCAAAAUCCACUCGGAGAUACACAAGGGAUACAAGCUUGCCCCUCCUGCUGAAGGGGUCCCCGCUGGCAGACCUGAUUCAAGGAGGAGAUUUUUUCAAAUUCACAAGGGACCCUAGUGAUGAUCCUGCAGCGCUGAUUGAGACCAUGAACAACAUUUUGGGUUCAUCUUACCAACGAAGCUAUAAUAAUGGCUCUCUCAUGAAUGGCUUCAAUACUACUGCUCUGGGAGAUCAGUUUCAGGAGACUUUGAAUGAAACACUGGAAACACUGGAGUCACUUUUGAAGAGGGCCGUUUGCACAAUGACGCUGCCCAUGAUGAACACAACCUCACCCAACUUCCUGUCCUAUGCUGUGUCCACUUUCUGCAAGUCCAACGAAACUGUGUUUGAAGUCUCGCUCCAUACACUAAACCAGAUACUGAUGGAGCUGAUGCUGACAAAACCAGAUGAGAUGGCGACAAUGGCUGGGAUGGGGGUGUUAGUGUUCGAUCAGCUGCAAAAUCAGACCUCGCUGUGGGAAAGCCUUCUAGCUAUUCCCCAGCUCUUCUCUCCUGGUUCUGUUGACCAAGUGCUGGGCAGUGCAGAGUCUCUACUCACCAACAUACAGGGUGCAAUGCAUGUUAUCCAGAGCAAUUUCCCUGAAGCCGGUGCCUCAUUUCCUACGGCGCAUCCACUUAUUGUUGGAGGCAUUAAUCUGAUCCACUAUGUUCAAAACUGGCCUGGCAAAGAUGUGUCCAUUUCCCUCGGAGAGGUCGUCAUACAGAAUAGCUCUCUAAGUGAAAUGAUGAAACGUGUUCUACAAGAGGUCAGGAUACCACUGGACAAGGCUAUUGGCCUAACAUUGGACCGAGACACAGUGCGUUUGUACUUGUGUGACAGUAGCAGUAGCCCGAUGUGGCUAACAGUAGCGUGCAGUACAGGCACUGUGGACAUGCUUCUAAGCUGGAUCAGCCCUAAGAAGGUAGCAAAGCAGGCUCUCCUGGAGUGGAGUAAAUAUGUUGCUCCACAUGAUAUAUCAUUUGCCAAGGGGCUGCUGCACAGUCUGAUGGGAGGUUUAUCCCCAGUAGGACAGGGAGGCCCCAACAUCACGAGAAAUCGGCGUAGCGUUGAUACACAACCUCAAAACAUCGAGGAGGAGCUGUUUUUGAGGGUCGGUCAAGUGGUGAUGGAAAUUAUAAAUCUUGUGCCUGAAGUGGAUAUGGUUGUUCAGAGUAUCCUUGGAACUGGCUUUCAGUCCAUGAAGUCAGCAACACUAAUCCUUGAUACUGUAGAAGAAAUGAUGACCAAUGUCCUGGAAGAUGCUGAUCAGCUGCAACUGACUUAUCUAAUGUUGCUGACAAACGAGCCUGGCGGAAGCGUUUGGAUCGGUCACGUUCUUGACAGUUUGAUGGAAAACAUUGUGAAGGGUCUGGCAUCUGAGUCUUUAACAUGUGAGGAUCUCUUGGGUCCCUUUGAGGGGCUCUUAAACACAAAGAGCAUAAGUAUUGAGGUGUGGAGAUCAAUGAUCUGCCAGAACAGCUCCACUCUACAGCAAGCUCUACUGAUGGACUGGCUGCCAUUGAUUCAGAAGGCAGGAGAAAUGUACAGCAACCUCACAGGUCCAGCAGACUACAACGUAACACUUCCCAUGAUUCUCUCUGAGUGGCACAAGUUGUAUAAUAACAGUGUGCAGUUUGGAGUGCUUUUGGAGAGAGUGGCGACAGCGCUGGGCGGAGAAUACUGGAUGAACUGGAUGCCAGACAACAUCACCUACGAUGUUACUGGGACACUUCAACAAAGUGUUUUCUUGUUCAUGGUGAAUCUUGGAGAAAAGAUUGAGAAGAGUCAGCUGUGGCCCGAGGUAAAGAACUAUUUCCACAUGGUUUACUGGAUUAUCAACUACAGGCCUGGUGUCACAACUCAGCCAGCAAACUGUUCAGUUAACAUCUCCACCUUAGUCAUUCACUGCGACACUGGUUUGAACUGGACACAGUUUGUUCAAGCAGUAACUCAGGUUUUGAUGUCACCAAGCCCAGAUGUCCUGGUGAAUUGUCUCAAAGGAACUGUGAAUUUGUUGCAGUAUGUUUAUGGUGACAUCUAUACACGUCUGGCAGGAUCAUAUUUAAACAAAGAAAUCGAAGGUGGCGAUACGCUCUCUGUCUACAUGAUUAAUCUGAUGCAUAACCUGGAUGGCUUUGUCCAGGCUAUCACCGUCCAUCCUGACCAAAACAUCUCUAACCCUGAUGUCAUGCUACCCCUCAUCAGUAACCUGUUCCAAUCCACAGGUCUGACACCACUGCUGCCUCUGCUCCUCAGUGAUGGUCCCUUCAAUGUCUCUGCAUUGUUUGAUGUAGCCUCACAGCUUGGCAACUUUAUUUUCAAUGAGACAGACCCAACAAUGUCUGAACUGGAACAGCUGAUACUGCAGUUGCUCUCCUUGGGGGGUAAUCUCAACAUGUCUCUCUCCCGCAUCAUGGCACACAAUCUACUUAAAUAUUCAGACUACUUCCACCCUGACAAUGUGACCCUGCUCAAAGAAGCCAUCCAGCCUUUCACCAACCAGACCUCAGCCAUCCUCAGUGCCAUGGAGCUACUGAAGACAGUGAGGAAUUCUCCAAAUGGUGACCCAACUAACAUCAUUCUUGGGUACAUACUCCAGCUUCAAGAACUUGUGAAAUCUCUGAAUACACUACCGAAUGGGCAGCUGAGUACAGCACAAGCCACUGACCUCCAGCUGCUUUUGAAGGACUUUCUCAAUCUCCUCACGCCCGAGAACCUUCAGAACCUGACUCAAGCUGGACCAGACGCUGUCCAGAACAUUGUUACACAGACAAUUGUAACAUUCCUACCACCUGAGGUCCAACAGGAAGCUGCUCACUUUCUCCAGGAUUUCAAAGCUCUGCAGAAUCAGAUGACCAAAUGUGCAGCAGGCCAGAACUGUUUGGCUGGAGUCUCAGAAAUCUUCACGUUCUUGGAUCAGAUAUUUGACAUGAUGCUCUCAAACAACACUAAUUUUACCAUCAAUAUACCUUCAAACAGCUCUGUUUUGGAGAAACAGGAAUAUGACGAAAUUACAUCCUUGUUCUUCUCACUUCUCCUGUCCUCCUAUGAUACUGCUAAUUUGGAAACAUUCAAUCAAACUUUUCAUUUCAUCAGAUUGAUUAUGGCCUCACCAGUUUUUAAUGUGUCUGAUGUCCAGAAUGCUCUGAGACAGUCAAACCUAACCCUCGAGGAGCUGUACAGCAUUGCUGCACUUGUUGGAACUGCCAACAUAAAUGACUUGAUGGGUCUGGCAUCUGAGUCUUUAACAUGUGAGGAUCUCUUGGGUCCCUUUGAGGGGCUCUUAAACACAAAGAGCAUAAGUAUUGAGGUGUGGAGAUCAAUGAUCUGCCAGAACAGCUCCACUCUACAGCAAGCUCUACUGAUGGACUGGCUGCCAUUGAUUCAGAAGGCACAAGAAAUGUACAGCAACCUCACAGGUCCAGCAGACUACAACAUAACACUUCCCAUGAUUCUCUCUGAGUGGCACAAGUUGUAUAAUAACAGUGUGCAGUUUGGAGUGCUUUUGGAGAGAGUGGCAACAGCGCUGGGCGGAGGAUACUGGAUGAAGUGGAUGCCAGACAACAUCACUCAUGAUGUUACUGAGACACUUCAACAAAGUGUUUUCUUGUUCAUGGUGAAUCUUGGAGAAAAGAUUGAGAAGAGUCAGCUGUGGCCCGAGGUAAAGAACUAUUUCCACAUGGUUUACUGGAUUAUCAACUACAGGCCUGGUGUCACAACUCAGCCAGCAAACUGUUCAGUUAACAACUCCACGUUAGACAUUCAUUGUGAUACUGGUUUGAACUGGACACAGUUUGUUCAAGCAAUGACUCAGGUUCUGAAGUCACCAAAUCAAGACGUCCUGGUGAAUUGUCUCAAAGGAACUGUAAACCUGUUGCAAUAUGUUUAUAGUGACAUCUAUAAACAUCUGACAGGAAGUGAAGGCGGAGAUCCGCUCUCUGGCUACCUGAUUAAUCUGAUGCAUAACCUGGAUGGCUUUGUCCAGGCUAUCACCAUCCUACCUGACCAAAACAUCUCUAACCCUGAUGUCAUGCUACCCCUCAUCAGUAACCUGUUCCAAUCCACAGGUCUGACACCACUGCUGCCUCUGCUCCUCAGUGAUGGUCCCUUCAAUGUCUCUGCAUUGUUUGAUGUAGCCUCACAGCUUGGCAACUUUAUUUUCAAUGAGACAGACCCAACAAUGUCUGAACUGGAACAGCUGAUACUGCAGUUGCUCUCCUUGGGGGGUAAUCUCAACAUGUCUCUCUCCCGCAUCAUGGCACACAAUCUACUUAAAUAUUCAGACUACUUCCACCCUGACAAUGUGACCCUGCUCAAAGAAGCCAUCCAGCCUUUCACCAACCAGACCUCAGCCAUCCUCAGUGCCAUGGAGCUACUGAAGACAGUGAGGAAUUCUCCAAAUGGUGACCCAACUAACAUCAUUCUUGGGUACAUACUCCAGCUUCAAGAACUUGUGAAAUCUCUGAAUACACUACCGAAUGGGCAACUGAGUACAGCACAAGCCACUGACCUCCAGCUGCUUUUGAAGGACUUUCUCAAUCUCCUCACGCCCGAGAACCUUCAGAACCUGACUCAAGCUGGACCAGACGCUGUCCAGAACAUUGUUACACAGACAAUUGUAACAUUCCUACCACCUGAGGUCCAACAGGAAGCUGCUUGCUUUCUCCAGGAUUUCAAAGCUCUGCAGAAUCAGAUGACCAAAUGUGCAGCAGGCCAGAACUGUUUGGCUGGAGUCUCAGAAAUCUUCACGUUCUUGGAUCAGAUAUUUGACAUGAUGCUCUCAAACAACACUAAUUUUACCAUCAAUAUACCUUCAAACAGCUCUGUUUUGGAGAAACAGGAAUAUGACGAAAUUACAUCCUUGUUCUUCUCACUUCUCCUGUCCUCCAAUGAUACUGCUAAUUUGGAAACAUUCAAUCAGACUUUUCAUUUCAUCAGAUUGAUUAUGGCCUCACCAGUUUUUAAUGUGUCUGAUGUCCAGAAUGCUCUGAGACAGUCAAACCUAACCCUCGAGGAGCUGUACAGCAUUGCUGCACUUGUUGGAACUGCCAACAUAAAUGACUUGAUGGUAAAUAUAUUGGAGAUUAUCAAUGCUAGCCAAUGUUUGGAACCACAGCUUAACCCGAUGGUGACAGCCCAGUGUAUUAUGGGAUUGAUAAAUGGGGUCAGCCGUUUCCUAACAUUCCUUCCUGCUCUCCAGAAUGAGACAGCCAUCCUCUCCCUCAUCCCGUUAAUCGUCAAUAACACUAUCGGUGAUGUCUUCCUAGUUAACUUCAGCUCCAAUCCUAACAUGGCUCUCGUGCACACUCUGAACAGCACCCUGGCCAAUGUCAAGAUGAGCCUCCAAGUGAACCACCUGAACACCCCAGAGAUCAUGGAUGAAAUCAGAGUGCUGGAGGGUCUGAUACAACUAGCUGCCACCCCACAACCAUUUAACAAUAAUGGUAACACCACCUUGAAUCCGAACCCCAUGUAUUCACAGAAAGUAUAUCUGGAGAUUGUGGAUUGGUACUUGAAAAGGCUGGAAAAUAUCACCAGCAACAGCUCACUCUCAGUGCUCCUAGAACCCUUUUUCUCCCUCACAGAAAUGCAAGUGACAUUACAGCUGUCACAAACAGAUUUCUCUUUGUUUGUGAGUAACCAGGUUGAGGCCCUGAUAAACAAUCUCCAGUACCCAAUAGAUGUUGCUGGAGUGAGUAUUAUUGGCCAGACAACAGUUGAGAUUAUCCAGCAUCUAUUUGAAUUAAUAAAGGUCAACCUAGAGUUUCAGAAUAAUGUCCCAGGUUCAGAGCCAUUGUUCAACGCAACCAUUCUGCAUACCACUGAGCUCAGAGUUAAGCUAUACCUUGACCUCAUGCGGAAGAUAUUCAACAUGAUGCUCUCUGACAACAGGAAUGUCACCAUCAAAACAAGCGCAGCCAACUCUGUUCUGGGGGAACAGGAAUAUGAGGAAAUUACGUCCUUGUUCUUCUCACUCCUCCUGUCCUCAUACGAUGCUGCUAAUUUGGAAACAUUCAACCAGACCCUUAAUUUCAUUAGACUGAUCAUCACUACACCAGAUAUUAGUGUGUCUGAUGUCCAGAAUGCUCUGAGACAGUCGAAUCUAACCCUUGAUGAGCUGAACAGCAUUGCUGCACUCGCUGGAGCUGCCAACAUAAAUGACUUGCUGGUAAAUAUAUUGGAGAUUAUCAAACCUCGAGAGUGUUUUGAGCCACAGCAAAACCCAAUGGUGACAUUCCAGUGUGUUAUGGGUUUGAUAAACACGGCCAGCAGUUUCUUAACAUUCCUUCCUGCUCUCCAGAAUGAGACAGCCAUCCUCUCCCUCAUCCCGUUAAUCGUCAAUAACACUAUCAGUGAUGUCUUCCAAGUUAACUUCAGCUCCAAUCCUAACAUGGCUCUCAUGCACACUCUGAACAGCACCCUGGCCAAUGUCAAGAUGAGCCUCCAAGUGAACCACCUGAACACCCCAGAGAUCAUGGAUGAAAUCAGAGUGCUGGAGGGUCUGAUACAACUAGCUGCCACCCCACAACCAUUUAACAAUAAUGGUAACACCACCUUGAAUCCGAACCCCAUGUAUUCACAGAAAGUAUAUCUGGAGAUUGUGGAUUGGUACUUGAAAAGGCUGGAAAAUAUCACCAGCAACAGCUCACUCUCAGUGCUCCUAGAACCCUUUUUCUCCCUCACAGAAAUGCAAGUGACAUUACAGCUGUCACAAACAGAUUUCUCUUUGUUUGUGAGUAACCAGGUUGAGGCCCUGAUAAACAAUCUCCAGUACCCAAUAGAUGGUGCAGGGCUGAGUAAAAUUGGCCAGACAACAGUUGAGAUUCUCCGGGGUCUAUUUGAAUUAAUCAACCUAGAGAUUCAGAAUAAUGUCUCAGGAUCAGAGCCGUCAUUCAACACAACUAUUCUGCAUGUCACUGAGCGCCAGGUUGAGCUAUACCUCAACCUCAUACAGAAGUGGAUAAAGCAACCCAAUGUCCAGUUGGCCCUCACUAAUAUUCUCCAAUGGGGAAACUCUUCCAUGAAUGUCUUCACCCCUGUGACAGACCUCCAGCACCUGCUGCAGACGAUGGAUAAUAUUGUCAGUGAGGAUCAACUGGCUUACCUCUUCAUCGUUGGCAAUAUCACCCAGUCCCUGAGCAAUGCCUUAAUGGUGGCAGAGCAACCAGGUGGCCAACAGAGUGACCACUUCUCAGCCGCCAUCUUGGAAGCACUCCAAAGUGCUAUGCAAAUACUUACCCCAGCCAUUGGCCCCCUGCCGCUCUCCGUACAGCAGGACAUCCUGGAAAUUGUGCAGGACACACUUAAGCUCAUUGUCCAACCAGACAUGAGUUUUGCCUCAUCACGUAACAUCUCCCUCCUCAUCCUCAAGAGGGCUGAGAGCGUCAUUCAACAGACAGUACCACAAAUGUUUGCUGAAUACUUGCUGCCUGGACUGAAAGUAGCAACCACAUACUUUGAGAGCAUCUUCACAGCCAGUGGACCAGACAGCUGGAAUCAAAUAAUUGUGAACGAGAUGAAGACAGUCCAGCACCUGCUGCAGACGAUGGAUAAUAUUGUCAGUGAGGAUCAACUGGCUUACCUCUUCAUCGUUGGCAAUAUCACCCAGUCCCUGAGCAAUGCCCUAAUGGUGGCAGAGCAACCAGGUGGCCAACAGAGUGACCACUUCUCAGCCGCCAUCUUGGAAGCACUCCAAAGUGCUAUGCAAAUACUUACCCCAGCCAUUGGCCCCCUGCCGCUCUCCGUACAGCAGGACAUCCUGGAAAUUGUGCAGGACACACUUAAGCUCAUUGUCCAACCAGACAUGAGUUUUGCCUCAUCACGUAACAUCUCCCUCCUCAUCCUCAAGAGGGCUGAGAGCGUCAUUCAACAGACAGUACCACAAAUGUUUGCUGAAUACUUGCUGCCUGGACUGAAAGUAGCAACCACAUACUUUGAGAGCAUCUUCACAGCCAGUGGACCAGACAGCUGGAAUCAGAUAAUUUUGAAUGAGAUGAAGACAGUCCAGAGCCUCCUGCCACCAAACUGCACAGCUCAGGACUACGUUUCUGUCCUCAUUAACAUCACUCAGUUCAUCUUGGAGUCUAGUGAAGGUUUUGGGAAUGCAUCAGCAGAAGAUUUGCCUGUAAUUAUUGGCCAGAUGGGCAAACUCUUGAGCAUGAUCUGGCCACUGGGAGGCUUAGGAUCAUAUAUCAAUGCUUCAUCUCUGGAUGCCUUGGCUUAUCUUGCUCCAGUCCUGGAGCAGGUGAUGACUGGGGAGGCAGACCAAGACACAUGGAACAAACUUGAAAAGCUGCUAGAAGCUCUACUGUCAACCCUCAAUGGAACAGAGCUAUUGGACAGUGUCCCCUCUGUUAUUCCACUGUUUGAAAAAAUCAUAGGAAGUACAGUGAACAACAUGCUAGCAGAGAAUGUGAUGAUUCUAAGCCUUCAGAUGCCCGUGGUGACCCUGAUGAAAGAAAUUGCACAUUCUUUGAACACCAGUCAUUUUAACUUGUCUGAGGUCUUGGAAGGAAUGCAACGUGCCAUUGAACUCACGGUGCAGGCUGCUCAGCAGGCUAAUGGAACAUUGGAGUGCAGUGAAGCUCUCAAAGCAUGGCAGCCAGUAAGAGAGGCAGCAGGGUUAAGCAACGCCACCAUGGCUAUGUGGUGCAACAUCAACCUGAAGCCUGUUUUUGAGGCCUUUCAUGCAGCACAGACUGUCUAUGCCCACCUGAACAUGAGUCAGAUGGGGUUGGGGCCAGUGACUGUGGGCGACACAGCUGCCAGUAUUGUCAAGACUCUACAGUCACUCUACCAAGUCAGCAUUAACCGUACACUUGUGGCAGAGCAACUCAUCAUGGCUCUCUCCAGCCAGCUCUCUGUGCUGGCGGCGCAGCCUCUGAGCCCCGAGGCACAGCUUUACUUGUACAAGCAGCUCCAGGACAUGCAGCUGCAAAACAGUCUGUCUUCCUUCAGAUUGCUCUUGGAUGAGCUUCUAAGCGUGGCCCCAUUCUCCAAGCCUUACACUGAAGCUGUAGAUAAAACACUGAGCUACAUCCUGGACAACUACCUUUUCAUGCAAGACUCACCCCAGGACCUCUUCAGAGAAGCAGUAAUGAUUUUCCUGUCCUCUGCAAACAUCACCUCCGACAACAUUUUCUCCAUUACCUGGGGAAAUUCUUCUGGACUCAAUGAAGCAGCUUUUACUGACUUGAUGAGGGAAGCUGUCAUUCUGAUGACGGACAUCAAGAUAUUUGGGGAUGUGCCAGCGGUCUACCAAGCCUUGGAGCAAUUUCUGGCCUCCAAUGACACAAGCUUGAUUGUGCAAAAGGUGGCAGAGCUGUCUGCAUGGUUGACCUCCACGCAAGCGUCUGGACUGGAUCUGCUGACUCAGGCUCUGCCCAAAAUCUAUGACAUCCUCAGGCCUCUCUUGUCUGUUCUGACCCAAAUGGGUAUGGACAUGCCAGCAAACACAGAGCUGUUUGAAGACCUAGCUGGAAACACAAUGGCAAUGCUGAGCCAGCUCGUUAGCAACAGUGGUCUUCUGGCCCCCUUGGACUCCCAUCCGAGUAUGUUUCAGCAGGAAAUGACAGGCGGUAACCAAGCGAAGAGGGUCCGACGUAGACGCGAGGCCCCGUUCAUGCAGACAAGGGACCCAUUGGAAGACUUCAUAGACCUGUUCUACAUUGACUACCCUGCCAUGUUCAAAACCAUCUCUGUCCUUCCUACCACAGCAGAAAUGAUAGACACAGCCCAUGUGUUCUUUGCCAAUCCUGAUCUGAAUGUUGUGGUGAAGGGAGCUACAAGCGGCAUGCAGUGGGGCUUGAAUUCUUCUCGGGAAGAGACCAUUGAUACUGCCAUUGGAAUGCUGUCCCUCCUCACUUUCCCUGACGCGUCAUCAAUGGAUCUCCUGACAAAAGCUGCUGAUAUGCUUCCUGAUGGCUUUCCAUUCUCCUCAGUGCUUAAAAAUAUCACCAGAGGGCUUGCCACAGAAUCUCAAGAGAACCUGAUCCUCAUGCAACAGACCGUCCAAACAGCCGGUGAGCUCCUCCAGAUCAACCUGAUGGACCCACGAUUCACACAGCAACUUGGCCUCCUGAGAUCCCAGGUAUGCUCCUUGGAGAAUACGGAUUCUGUGCGUGUGCUGUUUGGGGCCCUCUCCAUGCAGCCUGGUCAGCUGUGUCACACUUAUGUACCCAGCCUACAGAUCUUGGCUCGGAGUCUGAUGAUGAACAAGACCUCUCUGACCGAUGCCGUCUUUAAGGCUUUCAUCGGAGACCCUAGCACCUAUGAUGUCCAGUUAAACUGGACCUCUGUGUUGAUUCAAAGUUUGGGCUUGGACCUCAGCAGCCUGAGAUCUCUCAACCUUAGCAUCCCUUCCCCAGGAGCUGUGACGGUCAGCGAGAUGCUAAGGAAUAAAACAGCCUUCGCUGAGGACGUUCAGCGACACAUGAAUCUUGAUCUAGCUGCUCUCAACCUCCUGAUGGAAACCACUCUACCAAACAACAGUUUAGUGAUCCUGUCGUGGUUGGUCAACCUGCGUCACUCCAACUCACCAUCAUUCGAGGACAUGAACGAGACAGAUGUCAUCUUAAAAACCUUCUGCAACAUGUCUGCUGAACAGUGGUACAGCUUGACACUGCUGAUGGCUCGCCAUCUCAACACAGAGAAAGUCAUAUACAGAAUGGUGUUGUCUGAAGAGCUGCAGAGCUUGGUGGGAUUUUUGCUUCAAAUGGUUCAGGGUUUAACCAACAAGAUGGGAAAGAUUGUUCCUGUCAUUUCUAAGCUGCAAAACUACCUGCUCUCAGUCAGAGACCUCAACCUGAAUGCAAACAACGAAUUUAGCCAAAUGACGAGAGGACAAAGGACCAGAAUGUCUAGCAAAGCUACAUUCGUCACCUUAUCACGAGCGUUGUGCAGUAAUGGCAUCAUGGCUCUGUUUGGAAUUUCCAAGCUGCCUGCCAUGGCGGAGGCGAACAUCUCCUUCCCCAACAACCAGCAGCAGGAGAUGAUCGAGAGGUUCAAGAUUCCACAAAAUGCCACUCCAUUCUGCAUGAAUAUGUACCUGGACAUGGUCAAUACCACAGGAGGAGCCAUCGCCUGGGCCUUCCUCAAACCAAUGCUAAUGGGACAAAUUCUUUACACUCCUGACACACCCGUCACCAGGGCCAUAAUGGAGAAGGCCAAUGCCACCUUGCAGGAGUUUGCAAAUCUGAGGAAGAACUCCGAGGACUGGAUUGAAUCCUCCAACUACAUCAUAAACUAUGCCAAAAUACUCAGCCUCACGUUGCCAAUGCUGCAGAAUUCCCUCAGCAAUUCCUUUGUGAAGAAUUUCAUUGAGAUGCAGACAGACAUCAAUGUCGACAGAAUGAAGGAGACGCUCAGCAACUUCUCUAACAUGACGCUUAUGCUGGAGAAGAACCAGCACAUAAUGAAUCAGAUCACCACCUUGUCCACCCUAAUGGUGGACCUCUCCUCCUGUAUCAAGUUUGACCGCUACACCGGCUACAACUCCACCGACCAGCUCGAUGCGGUAGCUCAUGACCUUGCCAUAAACCGUGAUCUCUACGCAAGUGUCAUCUUCAAGCUUCCCAAUGACGACAACUCAUCCAGGAAGCGUCAGGCCAGGUCUUCCUCCCCCACAUCCCCCCUGCCUCCCAAAGUCAGCUACACUAUCCGCAUGCACAUGGACAACGUCAUGCGUACUGACAGAGUCCGGGACCCCUAUUUUGUGAGGAAGACAUACAUCUCGGGUAGUCAGACGAUGCGCUACAACCGGGGCUUUGUCUACCUGCAGGAGAACAUUGACCGAGCCAUCAUUGAGACCCAAACCGGACAGAAGGUCCCAGAGACGGCUGUCCAGCUGCAGCCCUUCCCUUAUCCCUGCUUCCCCCGGGAUGAGUACCUGGAGGCCAUCUCUUUUGUCUUCCCAAUCAUGCUGAUGUUGGCCUGGGUGCUGUUCGUGGCUGACUUUGUGAAGAAACUGGUGCAUGAGAGAGAGCUGAGGCUGCAUGAGUACAUGAAAAUGAUGGGAGUCAACCCGGUCAGCCACUUCUUUGCUUGGUUCCUGGAGUGUGCCUCCUACAUGGUGUUUACCAUCUUCAUCCUCACACUGAUUUUGAAGUACGGCAGGAUCUUGCCCAACAGUGAUGGCUUCCUCCUUUUCUUGUACCUCUGCGACUAUGGUUUGAGCAUCCUGGCCUUCAGUUACCUGGUCAGCUCCUUCUUUGACAAGACCUACAUUGCCGGUCUUAGUGGCAGCCUCCUUUAUGUCCUCUGCUUCUUCCCCUUCAUUGUGGUCUUGGCCGUUGAGACACGUCUCACCUUUUCCCAGAAGAGCGCCCUGAGUUUGUUUGCCCCGACUUGUUUUAGUUAUGCCAGUCAAUAUGUCUCUCGAUACGAGUCCCAAGGAGAAGGCAUUAAUUGGAGCAACUCAUACACCUCACCCAUUGCUGAAGACACAGCUUCGUUCGGUUGGCUGUGCUGGCUGAUGCUCAUCGACUCCAUCCUCUAUUUCUUAAUUGGGGCUUAUAUCCGCAUGGUCUUCCCAGGAAAGUACGGUAUCUCUUCCCCAUGGUACUUCCCAUUCCAAGCCUCCUUCUGGGCCAACCUGUGCUGUUGCGUUAAGUCAAACAGUAAGACGAGCAGAGGGCUCCUCUUUACCAACAUCAUGCAGAAAAACCAGCCUGUCUUCUCUGACGACAAGGGAAAAGGUCAGAGCACUCUUUCCUCUCAGGCCGGUGAGGAUUUCUCAGAGCUCCCGGUGGGCGUUGCCCUGCAUGGUCUCAGCAAGAACUAUGGCCAACGACUAGCUAUUGACAAUCUUAAUGUUUCCUUCUACGAGGGCCAUGUCACCUCACUGCUUGGUCCCAAUGGAGCUGGCAAGACCACCACCAUGUCUCUCCUGACUGGCCUUUUCGCCCCAUCUUCGGGCACCAUCGAGGUCUACGGCCGAGACAUGCAGACCAACAUCGAUGACAUUCGCCAAGAGCUAGGGGUGUGCAUGCAAUAUGACGUCCUCUUUGACCACAUGACCACCAAGGAGCACCUGCUGCUGUACGGCCAGAUCAAGGCCCCACACUGGUCACAGAGGGAACUGCAUGAACAAGUCCGCACGAUCCUAGAGGAGACAGGCAUGUACCUUCACAGACACAAGCGGGUGGGCACCCUGUCGGGCGGCAUGAAGCGCAAGCUGUCAAUCUCCAUCGCCUUCAUAGGGGGCUCUCGCUUGGUGGUACUGGAUGAACCCUCCACAGGAGUUGAUCCCUGCUCCAGGCGCAGCAUCUGGGAUAUUGUUAUCCAGCAGAAGAAACAUCGCACCAUCAUCAUGUCCACCCACCACCUGGAUGAAGCUGAAGUACUGAGCGACCGCAUCACCUUCCUAGACAAAGGAGGGUUAAAAUGCUGCGGAUCCCCCUUCUACCUAAAAGAGAAGCUGGGUCAGGGCUACAAACUCACUCUCACCAAGAAGAUACAGAACCUAGAAUCUGAGCGGAUUGACAAUGCUGAUCUGAAGGACUUCAUCCAAGCUCAUGUACCUGAAGCGCAACUGAAGGAGGCUCAGGGGGGUGACUUGAUCUACUCACUGCCCCCCUUCACCUCAUCCAACGCCUCCUCAUUCCGCUCCCUCCUGACCGCACUGGACUCCAACCUUGAUGCCCUUCAGCUUGGGGGCUAUGGCAUCUCUGAUACCAGCCUAGAGGAGGUGUUCCUCCAGUUGACUCACGGAAACAGUGAGGAUGACCCCCUGUCUAUCUCGGAGACGGUUUCUGACACCUUAUCCAUUGACAGUUUCGCUUCAGACUCCAGUGGAAGCAUCUCCAGCUUUGGUGACAGGAUCACGCUUACCAGUACGUCCAUGAUGUCUGGCAUGUCCCUGGCCUGGCAGCAGAUCGCAGCCAUACUGAUCAAGAGGUUCCACCACAGCCGCAGAGACUGGAAGGGCCUGAUCUCCCAGAUCCUACUUCCUGUCCUGUUUAUUGUGUUUGCUAUGGGCCUGGGCUCCAUAAAGAACGACCUGCAGCACUAUCCUGAGUUGGACCUCAGCCCUGCGCUUUACAACUUCGCACCAAGCUACUCUUUCUUCAGCAAUCAAAAUCCCAGCUCCAGCCAGCUGGCGGACACCCUGACGUCAUUCCCUGGAAUCGAUAAUGCCUGCCUUGACAUGUCCGAUAACCCGGUCUGCACAACAAGCUCAAACAACUGGACUUCCAGUGGGAACAGCUCUAAACCAUUUAGUGUCUGUAAAUGCACCGGUCAGGAACAGAUUUGUGACAAGGACAACUUCCAGCCCCCUCAUAAGAAAAUCCCUUCAUCUCAGAUUGUGUAUAACCUGAGUGGAAUCAAUGUGGAGAACUACCUGGUGGCCACGGCAAAUGACUUCAUCAGGAACAGGUAUGGUGGCUUUGAUUUUGGCAUGCCUCUCCCUUCUGACUUACAAAUGGACCUAACAGCGGUGCCCAAAAACCGUACACUGUCUAAGAUCUGGUUCAACCCUGAGGGCUACCACACAAUGCCAGCAUACUUAAACAGCCUCAACAACUUCAUCCUACGCUCCAAUCUUCCAGCAGACAAGGAUCCAAGUAGAUAUGCCAUUUCAGUUUCCAGUCACCCCUACUUCGGCCGGGUGGAUGAUGAAGAUGUAAUUGUCCAGGGAAUGCUCCAGAUCCUAGUGGCUAUGUGUGUUCUGACUGGUUAUUCAAUCACGCUAGCCAGCUUCGCCAUCUAUGAAGUCAAGGAGCACCACAGCGGCUCCAAGAGGCUCCAGCACAUUGCUGGCAUCAGUGAGCCCCUUUACUGGGCUGUGAACUUCUUUUAUGACAUGGUCAUCUAUCUGAUCCCUGUGACUUUGACUGUCGGCGUGAUCGCAGCCUUCCAGAUUCCAGCAUUCACAGAUCGGCAAAAUUUGGGUGCUGUCGCCCUACUGCUGGUGCUCUUUGGGUUUGCUACCUUCCCCUGGAUGUAUCUGUUAUCAGAUGUCUUCAAGGAUGAAGAGAUGGCCUUCAUCACCUAUGUGUGCAUCAACCUCUUCAUCAGUGUCAACACCAUCUUGACCACCUCCGUUCUGUACUUUAUGGGUCAAAUUUCAAUACGCAAGAUUGAGGUCAGCCAGGACAUCUUUAAGAGGCUGUGCCAUGCCUUCCUCAUCUUCCCCCAGUUCAACUUUGGUAACGGGAUGUUGCAACUGGCCAGGACAAACAUAGAGGUCCAGAUCCUCGGUGGCUACGGCAUUGACGCCUAUCAGAACCCGUUCUCCACAGAAGGCCUGGGCUGGAUGUUCAUCUCCUCCUUCAUCCAAGGCCUGUUCUUCUUCACCCUGCGCCUUCUGCUCAACAGGUUCCUCAUACGCAAAGUCAGGCAUCUGAUUUGUGCCAGAAAGACGGUGCCCAAGGCGGCAUGUGCAGACGAGGACGAGGAUGAGGAUGUGGCGGCUGAGCAACUACGGGUGUCCAGUGGAGCCGCCAGCUCAGAUAUACUGCAGGUCAACCAGCUCACUAAAGUCUAUCAACACUUCAAGAAGAAGGUCCAUGCUGUUAAGAAGCUCUCUGUGGGCAUCCCUGCAGGAGAGUGCUUUGGUCUGCUGGGAGUAAACGGAGCAGGAAAAACUACCACCUUCAAGAUGCUUACUGGAGAUGUUAGCCCCACUGAUGGCACAGCACAGAUCAGAGACUGGAAUGGGCAAUUGGUAGACAUCAUGGAAUGCCGUAACAAGGGAAUUAACAUCGGCUACUGUCCCCAGGUGGAUGCACUGGACAAUCUGCUCACUGGAGAAGAGCACUUGUACUUCUACGCUCGCAUACGAGGCAUCUCAAAGAGGGAAAUAGACGGGGUGGUGAACUACCUACUGAAGAGGCUGGAGCUGAACUACCACAGAAACAUCAUUACUGAUGGUUACAGUUGUGGCACCCGCAGGAAGCUCUCUACUGCGCUGGCUCUCAUCGGGCAUCCGCAAAUCCUACUCCUGGAUGAGCCAAGCUCCGGCAUGGACCCUCGCACCAAGCGCCACCUGUGGAAAAUCAUCUCCGAGGAAGUGAAAGGAAAAUCUGCAGUGGUCCUCACCUCUCACAGCAUGGAGGAGUGUGAGGCACUGUGCAGCCGUCUUGCCAUCAUGGUGAAAGGUCAGUUCCGUUGCCUGGGCUCCCUGCAGCACAUUAAGAACAGGUUUGGCAACGGGUUCACUGUGAAGAUGUACUUGGCCGAGGCCUCCUGCGACACAAAGGCAAUCACUGGCUUCAUGCAGCGCCAAUUUCCCAGCACUUAUCUCAAGGACCACCACUCCUCCAUGGUGGAGUACCACGUACCAAUUGCUCCAGGAGGGGUGGCUGACAUCUUCGACCAGCUGGAAUCCAACAAGAAUGUUCUGCAGAUCAAACACUUCUCUGUGAGCCAGACCACACUGGAUGAGGUCUUCAUCAACUUUGCCAUGGGAAAGAUGGACAUGGAGACCAUACCAGUUCACAGCAAUGACGAAUGUGAUGGCCUGGGCUCCAUUACGGCACAGCAAACGUAGAGCUGACUGCCAUCUUCUCUUUGCCAUUUUGCCAGUGCCCACUGACAAUGAAAUAGUAUCGGUUUAUAGUAAAUCUAUCAUUAAUAUGUACCAGUGUGUGAAAAAUAGGAGUUUAAAGCAUUCAUGUUUUAAAACUACUGAUUAUAUCUUGUAAGUAUAUUGACUGAUCAUAUGAAGAGGGCUUGAUAUUUCUAUCUUUAGUAAUUAAAUUAUUAAUGAAAAGCAGAAGAGAACAUGCACAUCUGCGUACAUGCACAGAUGAAAAAAGUUGAUAAAUUGAAGUAUUGUGUUUAUUGACUGUCUUCCUAUCUAACAUGCACCUGUAUAUUAUUAUUUAUGAAGUAUAAACUUAAUCAUGUAGGCUUUAAAUUUUUCUUUGUGAUUGGGGCACUGUUCACUAUUAGAAUAUUAUACCAUAGUAAAUCAAAAACAUAUAUACAUAUAUAUAUAACAAAUUAGUAUUUUUUUUUAUCUAAGGAACAUGCAAUUAUGCCUACUGGAUGAAACAAAAAGAAGAAAAUAUUCACACUUCCUUAAUGUGCACAAUUUUUCCCUACUCAUUAACAUUUCCUCUAAGGGCAUACCUAACUUUUAGAAUGAGUGUAAUGAAUAUUUAAUGCAUUUAAUUUCCUCCCAAUGGACCAAUUCCAAAUUGUCUUGAAUGUAUAAAGCCUAUUUUUAUUAUUCUAAUAAAGACAUUUAUCAAAUGCAA
Molecule: messenger RNA, 17721 nt
Organism: Micropterus salmoides (largemouth bass)
Lineage: Eukaryota; Metazoa; Chordata; Actinopteri; Centrarchiformes; Centrarchidae
Gene: abca12
Product: ATP-binding cassette, sub-family A (ABC1), member 12
Exons: 77
Coding region: 204-17009 (5601 amino acids)
Biological process (GO): lipid transport; transmembrane transport
Cellular component (GO): intracellular membrane-bounded organelle; membrane
Molecular function (GO): lipid carrier activity; ATP binding; ATP hydrolysis activity
Source: RefSeq, a predicted model, not a curated record